AUGCCUUUUAUCCCCACCCCUCUCGACGGCGGCGUGGUCUACACCAUCCACGCGGACCGGCGUGUCCUCGUCGCCGACUCGCCAGACAGCACCGCCUGGCUGCCGGGCGCUGACGAGGCAUGCAUGCGUGGCGGGGCAGAGCGCUCGUCCGGCUGGCUUCCCAUCGGCGUCAGGCCGGGCGCACCGCCGAAUGCACGGCGGUGCAGCUUCGACGCAGCAACGGCAGAGGCGAUGCUCGAGCGUUUUGCGGCGCAGCACGGUGUCGCCAUGCGAGACGCCUUCGGUGCGACAAGCUGCGAGCACCGGCCGGCGCAUCGGCGCAAGGCGUAUGUGACUUCUCUCUCGCGCGAGCUAGCGCCCGACUCGUUCCACGCGGACUCGGAGGCGCUCGGGCCGCUCGCGGGCCGCCUGCUCGGGCUGCUGCGGCUGCUGCACCUGGCGGGGCUGGCGUCCUCGCGGCGCGAGCUCCUCACGGUGCUCGCCUACCCGCACGAGGCGUGGCCGGAGGCGUGGGGAGGGCACACCGAGUUUGCGGCGAGCGUGGACGGGGAGGAGGUGGCCGGAGGCGUGGACGCCGACGGCGAGGCGCGGCGUGCGGCGCUGCGGCUGGUCCCGUCGCCUGGUCGCACCGUCGUCUUUCACGGCGCGCUGCACCACCGCGCCGCUUGGCCGUCGGCCGACGCGGGCAGCGGGCGGGCGGGGUCGCCCGCCGGGCUGCGCUGGUCUGUGGUCAUGCAGCUCUCGUGCGAGGUGAGCGACGCGCGGCGAGGAGGUGGCGGUGGAGGCACCACCGCCGCGUCCUCCGUGGCGGGCGAGCUCCUCGCGCGCGCCGAGAGGCUCGAGCGCGAGCUCGGCCUGGAGCACGGCUCCUCCUCCGUCGGGGCGGCGGUCGCGCUCACCCUCGUCGAGAUGCUGCUGCCCGCCGUGCUCGGGCUGGCGUGGCUGGGCUGGCGCGCGAGAAGGCCCGUGCCGGCCGCCGUCACCGUGCUCUUCGCCGCCCUCGUACUCGGGCUGCACCUGGAUAGCUUCGCGUGA
Messenger RNA from Emiliania huxleyi CCMP1516, 1035 nucleotides. RefSeq lists its product as hypothetical. Bases 1 to 1035 code for a protein of 344 amino acids. The record is from RefSeq and is a predicted model, not a curated record. Lineage: Eukaryota; Haptophyta; Isochrysidales; Noelaerhabdaceae. The transcript has a single exon.